This is a messenger RNA of Gymnodraco acuticeps, 1437 nucleotides long. RefSeq names its product high mobility group 20A (gene hmg20a). The record is from RefSeq and is a predicted model, not a curated record. The transcript is spliced from 9 exons. Gene Ontology annotation, biological process: regulation of gene expression. The coding region runs from base 112 to 987 and encodes 291 amino acids. Gene Ontology annotation, cellular component: nucleus. NCBI's taxonomy places the organism in Eukaryota, Metazoa, Chordata, Actinopteri, Perciformes, Bathydraconidae.
GUUUGAUUCUAUGUCCAGGCUGCUGCUGUAUUGUUUUGAUUAGGAAAAUCAUUUGCACAGGUAGAGAUACGGAUUACGUUAUCUAAGAUCUUCACCGUAGUCAUCGUGGUCAUGGAGGAGCAGACCGCCUCUCCUGGAGCCAACGCCGACAACAACGGCCAGAGAAAUGGAGACGAGAAGCCCCGACGUGGCAACUGGACCAAGGGGAGGAAGAGGAAGAAGCCGAUGAAGGACAGCAACGCACCCAAGGCCCCCCUCACGGGCUACGUCCGCUUCAUGAACGACAGACGGGAGCAGCUUCGGGCCGAGCGUCCGGACGUGCCCUUCCCAGAGAUCACCAGGAUGCUGGGCAACGAGUGGAGCAAGCUGCCCCCCGAGGAGAAGCAGCGAUACUUGGAUGAGGCGGAGCGAGAUAAGGAGCGCUACAUGCAGGAGCUGGAGAAGUACCAGAAGACGGAGGCCUACAAACAUUUCACCAGGAAGGUUCAGGAGAAGCAGAAAGGCAAGCGACACAGGGGAGAUGCUGGGCACCAGGUAGCCAACGAAGCUCUUCACGAGAAGGAGGGUGAAGGGAAGGACAGAACUGUGUUCGACAUACCGAUCUUCACUGAGGAGUUCCUCAACCACAGCAAAGCGCGCGAGGCUGAGAUGCGGCAGCUGCGUAAGACCAACAUGGAGUACGAGGAGCGUAACGCGGCGCUGCAGAAACACGUGGAGAGCAUGCGCGGCGCCGUGGAGAGGCUGGAGGGCGACGUGAUGCAGGAGAGGGGACGCAACGGGCUGCUCCACCAGCACCUGGAGACCCUGAGACAGGCGCUCACCUCCAGCUUCUCCUCCGUGCCUCUGCCAGCGAGUGGAGAGACGCCCACUCUGGACAGCAUCGACUCCUACAUGAAGAAGCUCCACAGCAUCAUCGUCAGCUGCCCCCAGGAGCACGAGAAUCUCAUCAACACUGUGAGGGACGUGGUCAACCGUCUGGACAGAUAAUUGGACCGUGUCUCGAGGCUGUUCCCUGACCGUGAAUCUUCCUGCCGAUCUGUCCUCCCAAUUUAUUUUUAAACGUCUUUUAUUACUUCUCUAAGUUGAUGUAUGUGAAGGGGAUGUAGGGACUCGUAUUUAUUUAUUAUUUUUUUACACUCUGUCCUCACUUUAAUAUAGCUGUAGUUUGUUUUAUAAAUCAAAUGGUAGGACAUGAAACAGUUUUCUGUCACUCAUCGCUCCUGUUCUGUCUUUAUGUCCAUUUAUAGCAAAUGCUUUCACAAACAAUAUCUAAAGCAUUAUCAGACAUGUUCUAAACAAAGACAAAAUGUAUCCGUGGGUUCACCAUAUCCAAGAAAUGUUUUCUGUUUUUAUACUCUGUUGAAGAAAAACAUGUGCCAUUUAUUUUUUCUCCUGUGUGUAAAAGUGUUUGUGUUUUCAAUAAACGUAUUUACAUCA